UUAGGCCGCGUUUUUUAUAUAAAUAGGAAAAAAACAAGUUAUGCUCGGCGCAAAAACACGACAUUUCGUGCGUAAAACCAAUCUGCCGGGCAACUGGAGCUGGUGCCGCUGGAGCAGCAGCAACCAAACGCCAGAGGCAACAGCUACACAGCCGGAUGCGAGCGCAGCCAAGCGACAGCAGCUGCUCAAUGAACUCGCGGAGCCUCUCCAGAGCGCCACCCGUCCGGCCGUUGAUCCCAAGGAGACGAGCGUGAUGCUGUUUCCCGGCCAGGGCACACAGUACGUGGGCAUGGCCAAGGAUUUGCUGCGCUUUCCCGGCGCUCGUCGCAUCUUUGAGCUGGCCAACGAGGUGCUCAAAUACGAUUUGCUCAAGAUUUGUCUCGAGGCUCCCCGCGAGAAGCUCAAUCGCACCGAAUACGCACAGCUAGCCGUGCUCGUCUCGUCGCUGGCCGCCCUGGAGCAGCUGCGCGAGGAGCGACCCAAAGCCAUCGAGAGCUGUGUGGCAGCCGCCGGCUUCAGUCUGGGCGAGAUCACAGCGCUUGUCUAUGCGGGCGCACUGCCCUUCGACAAGGCGUUGCAGCUGGUGCAGGUACGCGCCAAUGCCAUGCAGGCUGCCUGCGAUCUGGCGCCAGGCGCCAUGGCCAUGACACUCUACGGCCCGGACACCAAUCUGGGCGAGGCCUGCGCCAAGGCGCAGCAAUGGUGCCUGGACAACGGCGUGGAGUCACCCUAUUGCGGCAUAGCCAACUACAUGUAUCCGCACUGCAAGGUCGUGGCGGGCAACGUGCAGGCCCUCGAGUUUCUGGAGCAGAACGCCAAGGCGCUGAAAAUACGCCGCAUGAAACGUUUGGCUGUCAGCGGAGCCUUCCACACGCCGCUCAUGGAGAGCGCCGUGGAGCCGUUUAGCAAGGCUCUAAAGUCGAUACGCCUACAGGAUCCGAUCAUACGCGUCUACUCCAACGUGGACGGCAAGCCGUACAGAAAUGCCACGCACAUUCUACGCCAGCUGCCCAAGCAAAUUGUGCGACCCGUGAAAUGGGAGCAGACGCUGCACCAGCUCUACGAGCGGCAACAGGGCGUCGACUUUCCGCGCACCUUUGAGUGUGGUCCCGGCAAGGGCCUGCUGCAGGUGCUCGAGAAGGUCAACGCCAAGGCUGCCCAGACGGCAUUCAAUGUGGUCGCGUGAUUUAAUAAUAAAAAAAGU
Messenger RNA from Drosophila montana, 1204 nucleotides. RefSeq names its product malonyl-CoA-acyl carrier protein transacylase beg (gene beg). Lineage: Eukaryota; Metazoa; Arthropoda; Insecta; Diptera; Drosophilidae. The record is from RefSeq and is a predicted model, not a curated record. The transcript has a single exon. The coding region runs from base 41 to 1186 and encodes 381 amino acids. Gene Ontology annotation, molecular function: transferase activity.